CGAGCUGCAAAUUAUUUCACCUAAAACAUUCGUCACCUUACAGCCCAGAAAACAAUUUCCCAACACCCGCAACAAUGUCCAUGCACUUCGCUCCCCAAUGGGCCAAACCCAUCAAGCCCUCCGGCUCGACAACUACUACUCCUACAACAGAAGUUCCUCUUAGGAAGUCUACCACAUCUUCUCCCUUCCCGGCUUUGCCCGCGAACCCUAGAUCGGCGUCUCCAACGACUACAACUCAUCCUACUUUGAGCUACUCGCGCGUAACGCAUACCCCAUCUAGUCCCAAUGUUGCGACAGACGGCUAUUUCCCCAACCAGGACCUGAACGGAGGAAUAGUAAAUGUCCAUCCAUUCAGGUAUAGUCGCGAGCAAAUACUUUCCCUCUUUGACGAGAGCAAGUUCAAGGAAAGGCCUAUUGAGUUAGUGGAGAUGGCAGAAGGCGGCGGUGUGUUGGUUAGCCAGAGUGUGAACCGGCCCGUAGGGAUGAGAGAUUUGACCGACACGGAGAAGAAGAUUCUUGCUACCUCGGUUCAUCCCGCUCUUUCGACGCGGCGACAGUUGAACCAAACGAAUACUCCGGGGGAGCAUGCGACGAAUGGCCUUUCCACUCGCCGCAAUGCAGGAUUUACCCGUGGGGAAGGCGGGGCCUUUAGUGGAUCGUUGGGGAAAAUGGGCUCUUUUGGCGGUGGAGUCUUGAGCCCUAGUGGUAUUGACCAUAAGGCGCCCGGCGCAUUGGGUGGAGGCUUUGGCGGUGUGGCGAAAAGGAUGAGUAGAAGGAAUGAGGACGUUGGCGGAGAAUCGAGGUCCUCAGCGGCGACCUGGAGGUCGGGCCCCAAGACUCCUGCCGGUAAUUUCGAAGGUGUUCUUGGGUUUGGCAACUCGGCCGCCCCUUCGAGCCCUUCCGUUGAAACUUCGGAGCAGAAAGAAGUGGGGCAGAGAAAAUGGAGGAUUGCUGCUGGUCUGCCGGCUGGCGAGAGCGAUAAGACUCUUGACGUUCCGAUCUCUAAUCAGGCCGGCGUGUCAGCCUCUGUGAUUGCCACACCUUCAGCUACGCCCAUUCCUGAUCGUGACGCAACGGUUCUUGACUCGAUCCCAGCUCCCACUCCCACUUCCCAGACACCUCAAGUACCCAUCCAAGAACCCAAGGAAGAUCUUGGUGCUGUUGAGUGGUUCUAUCGCGAUCCCAAUGGUCAAGAGCAAGGACCAUUCACUGGCACUCAGAUGCACGACUGGUACUCUCACUCAUACUUUACCGACGAUCUUCCUCUCCGUCGUGCGUCUGAAAGUGACUUUCGUCCAUUGUCCGAGCUCAAAGCAGCGACGGGCAACGCUGUUCAGCCUUUCCUCUCGCCCAUUCGACCUCGACAGCUGCCUCCCAAUCUUCCAAUCCCUAUCGCUGCCCUUCAACAGCAUGCAAUGAGCAGUCUUCCGGACAACUUCCGCAACCUCUCUAUGCAGUCUCCUAUUGGUUCAGACCCGCGCGUCAGCCCUCAGCCUCCCCUCCCUUCUGUCCCAGGCGCUGCCCCCUACAUUCCCGGCUACGAUACUGCCUUUUCCCACAAUUAUCCGCUUGGCCAUCAACCUCUCGAUCAGGUGGCUUCUCCUGGGUAUGCUCCCUCUCCCACGCAAGGGUGGAAUGCUCUUGCUCCUCAACCAUCUCUUCGCAUGGGCAUGUCUCCCCUUUCUCCUGCUCCAUUUAGCAACAUUGGUGUGCCUUCACCAAUCGGCUCCGCCCCUUUACAGUACAUGCAGCAACAGCAACAGCAGCAACAGCAACAGCAGCAGCAGCAGCAGCACCAGGGGUACUUUGGUGCGCCCCAGCAGAUGGGCAUGAGGUCAGCCCCCGGAGAUAUCUAUGGUCAGCCUCAGCCUUGGGGAGUGCAUGGUCUUCAGCAACAGGCCGGAGGCUUCCCGCAACAAAUAGGUUACCAAUCUCAACCCCAAAACCAGCCCCAAUCUCAAAGUGCCCCUGUUCAGUGGGACCAAGCUCAACUUCCUCAACAAGUAUUGUAUGAGCAAAGUCAGCCUCAGCAGCAGCAGCAGCAGCAGCAGCAGCAACAGCAGGAGGUCGAGCAGUCGGUGCCUAUCUCUGAGCCUGUGGAUGAGGGAUCUCAAUCUGAACAGGUUGAGGAAACUGCACAGAUUAAAGUAUCUGCUGAACCAGAGGCUGACAUCCAGCUUGAGACUGUUGAAGAUGUAAAGGAACAACUCGCUAUCGACCUCGAUCAAGAAGAGGAGGAUGAAGUAGAAGAACUUACUCCUGUCGAAUCUCCUGUUAUCUCUACCCCCGCUUUCAAGCCUGCUCCUGCGCCUACAACAAGCGCUUGGAAAAAGACUCUGACUCCUAGCGAUGAGACCUCUCUCACAGAUCCCGUCGAUCCCACCCCUGCGCAGGCCGCUUCUAUCAGACCCAGCAAACCUACUUCCAGGGAAGAAUUUGAGAUCAUCCCCACCCCUGUUCAGCUUCCCAAGGUUGUGGAUGUAUCCACUCCAGGCCCCACUGCAGAUGCUUCUGCCAGUCCUUCUCUUGAAAGGUCAUCUUCUAAGCCUAAGAUUGCUCCCUGGGCUAUUAAAAAUGAGGAACGUGCCGCUCCUAGUCCCUCUUUGAGAGAUAUUCAAGAAGCCGAGGCCAGGCGUGCUGAAGCUCGCCGGGUGGCCUUGGCGGAAGCACGUGCGGCGACCGCUUCCCCAGUGCUUGUUUCCGCAAGUUCAGAAGACCUGCCCGCUAGCAUGUCUUGGGGUUUGCCGUCACAGACUGGCAAAGGAACUGUCCGUUCUCACUCUCCCGCUACUCCUUCCACCCCUGGUCCUGCUGUAGCUGCAUGGGGUGGUGCUGGUGAGGCCCCUAAGAAGACGUUGAAGCAAAUUCAGGAGGAGGAAGAGAAGCGCAAGACUCGAGCUGCACAAGCUGCCCGUGUUGCCCAGGGCCAGGCUGCUGGGGCGGGUGCAAGUGCAAUCCCAAACGCUGGUAGUACCAGGAGGGGCUAUGCUGAUUUGGCUGCGGCACCUGUGAAGAGGGAGGAGAUUCAACCUGGAUGGACUACUGUUGGUGCCGGCGGCAGGGUUGCCAGUUCUUCUGGCGUUCCGAGAGCCGCCACCCCCGUUAACGUUAAGCCUACUCCUGCGCCCGUUGUGAAGCCUGCCGCCGCCCCAGUACCCGUGAAAAAGGCUACAGGCCCUUCUGCAUCCACAUCCAUUGUCGAUGACGGUGCCCCUUCAGUCGAAUUUGUCCGAUGGACCAAGCAAGCCCUCACCGGUUUCAAAGGUGAUGUUGAUGACUUCAUUUCUGUGCUCUUGUCCUUCCCUAUCGAUCCUCCUGCCGCUUCUCGAGCAGACCAAAUGGAGAUUAUCAGCGACAGUGUCUACGCCAACAGCUCAACUCUUGAUGGCAGAAGGUUCGCUCAAGAGUUCAUGGCGAAGAGGAAGGCGGAUGCGGCUAGGCCUGGUGGGGCGGCUGGUGGCAAGAAGAUCUCUAGUUUGGCCGAUGUGGUGAAGACUCAGCCAAAACAGACGACCGAUGCCGGCUUUAAGGUGGUGAAGGCCAAGGGCAAGAAGAAGAACUAAGUUU
This is a messenger RNA of Cryptococcus deneoformans JEC21, 3567 nucleotides long. RefSeq names its product cytoplasm protein, putative. The transcript is spliced from 5 exons. The record is from RefSeq and is a predicted model, not a curated record. Lineage: Eukaryota; Fungi; Basidiomycota; Tremellomycetes; Tremellales; Cryptococcaceae. The coding region runs from base 75 to 3563 and encodes 1162 amino acids. Gene Ontology annotation, molecular function: protein binding.